CCCUGGCUGCAUGUCGUCGUCGUUUGCAGAUCGCUCUCGCCGCGCUACGCGUAACUAAACCGUCGUGUGCCACCAUUCGCGCCUCGCAACACCCACCCGGUACCUACCACCGCACCGCCUCUUGCCAACAAUCGUCCGGCCGUGCUGUGCUGAUGUGACAAUUUGAAAGUGGAUUACGUCGUCAGUGUUUCGAGUCGCGACCGAGAAAAAGCAAACCUAACCUCGCCGAUUGUUUAUCAUUUUUCCUUUUCGUUUCCGUGCAAAGUGAAGCAUAAAUAGUGAAAGGAAAAUUGCACGCGUCGGUAUUCGCUAAGAGAAGAUAGUUUUCGAGAUUAGAGCAAUCGUGCUCGAGCUGAGCAGAAGUGUGGAAACAGUGCAUUGUUACCGAAAGCAGUGCUGUGCGCGGUACGGCACGGAACGGAAGCCCCUACCUGAAAGCUGCAUGCAGAACCGAUCGAUCGAAGCUUUUCGCAGCAGCCAGAGUGGUGGCAGUAACGAGGCGAAGAGGGCGGCCUGCGGACAAUUCCACUUCCUAAUUGGUAGCGGACGAGCAGAUUUUUAAGUUUCGAGAAACUUUAAAGAGGCGUUUGCCAAGAGGAUGUCUGCUAUCAGACAUCGACCUCUGGCAACACAGAACGAGAGUGAUGAUAAUUUUUCGGACGAUGAAAGUACCCCGCUGACACAGGACAUCUAUGGAGGAAGCCAACGCACCGUGCAGGAAACCAAAGGAUGGGACGUCUUCCGGGAUCCUCCGAUCAAGGAGGACACGGGAUCGAUGGCCAACCAGGCCUGCCUGGAGCUGACGAUCAAAAUCCUCAAGAUAUUAGCGUACCUGUUAACCUUCGUGAUUGUCCUGGCUGGCGGAGUGAUUGCGAAAGGCUGUGUCCUGUUCAUGUCCUCUCAGCUACGACGAGAUCGAAAAAUCACCUACUGCAAUCGGGACAUAGCGCGCGAUAAACAGUUCGUCGUAGCACUGCCCGAGGAAGAACGGAUAGCAUGGAUGUGGGCGCUAAUGAUUGCGUACGCCGUGCCCGAGAUCGGUGCCUUCAUCCGGUCGACGAGGAUAUGCUUCUUCAAAUCGAUGAAGAUGCCACAGAAGUCACACUUUUUGGUGGUGUUUCUGAUGGAAUCGUUUCACACGGUCGGUCUGGUAUUGAUGUUUUUUGUAGUCCUACCGGAAGUCGACUCAGUGAAAGGAGCCAUGCUGACCAACUGCCUCUGCGUGAUCCCAGGUAUGCUUGGACUGUUUUCGCGGACCAAUAAGGAAGGAAAACGUGCCGUCAAAACAAUCGUAGAUCUAGCAGCGAUCGCUGCGCAAAUUACCGGCUUCGUGGUGUGGCCUUUGCUAGAAAAUAGACCAGUGCUGUGGUUGAUUCCUAUCUCGGCUUUGCUCACGUCAUGCGGUUGGUGGGAAAAUUAUGUUUCGCCACAGAGUCCGUUCGGAUUCAUCCGGUCCAUGGGCCGCGUGAAAGAAGACCUUAAACAAACACGAUACUUUACGUACAUGUUCCUGUCUCUGUGGAAAAUUAUACUUUUCUUCUGUUUUGUCCUCGUUGUGAACUUCAUCCGAGGAGACGAAGUGUCAAAUCUAUUUUCCCUAUUUGGAGUUGGCUUCGGUCCACAUAAAAUCGUUGUUGAAGAGGUCACUGUAGCGUUCAGUUCUGCGCUACCGGACCUUGUGGAAGCAUCGCAAGCCGGCGAUACCGUUGAUAUCGAUGCUUCUUACAACACGGUAACCUAUGUGCUGAUCAUUCAAAUACUUGGUGCAUACUUCUGCUACAUCUUCGGCAAGUUUGCCUGUAAAAUUCUGAUCCAAGGUUUCAGUUAUGCCUUUCCGGUGAAUCUAACAAUACCGGUGGCAAUUUCCCUGCUAAUUGCCGCUUGUGGUAUACGUAAUGAUGACCCAUGCUUCUUCCAUGGAUCAAUUCCGGAUUACUUAUUCUUCGAAAGUCCUCCGGUGUUCCGGUUGAGUGACUUUGCCAACCGUCAGAUGGCGUGGGCAUGGUUGCUGUGGCUACUGUCACAGACCUGGAUCACGUUGCACAUUUGGACGCCGAAAUGUGAGCGCUUAGCCAACACCGAGAAGUUGUUUGUUACUCCGAUGUACAACGCGCUGCUGAUCGAUCAGUCGAUGGCUAUGAACAGAAGACGGGAUGAUCAGGCCGAUGUUAAAACCGAGGAUUUGGCGGAAAUCGAGAAGGAGAAGGGAGACGAAUACUACGAAACUAUUUCGGUGCACACGGAUGGCUCGGCCCUACCACGACCUAGCGUCAAAUCGUCCGAUCACAUUACCAGGAUCUAUGCGUGCGCUACCCUGUGGCACGAAACGAAGGAGGAGAUGAUGGUGUUCCUGAAGUCGAUCAUGCGAAUGGAUGAAGAUCAAUGCGCUAGACGUGUGGCACAGAAAUAUCUGCGUAUAGUUGAUCCCGAUUAUUAUGAAUUUGAAACUCACAUUUUCUUUGAUGACGCUUUUGAAAUUUCCGAUCACAGCGAUGAUGACAUACAAUGCAACCGGUUCGUGAAGAUUCUGGUGGACACUAUUGAUGAGGCCGCUUCGGAGGUUCAUCAGACUAAUAUACGGUUGCGACCACCGAAAAAAUAUCCGACGCCUUAUGGAGGGCGCCUGGUUUGGACCCUACCUGGUAAGACUAAAUUGAUUGCGCACUUGAAGGACAAGGAUCGUAUCCGACAUCGUAAACGCUGGUCUCAGGUUAUGUACAUGUACUAUCUUCUCGGACAUCGCUUGAUGGAACUGCCAAUAUCGGUUGACCGCAAGGACGUUAUGGCGGAGAACACCUAUCUUCUGACACUGGACGGAGAUAUCGAUUUCAAUCCGAGCGCCGUCACACUGCUGGUGGAUUUGAUGAAAAAGAACAAGAAUCUAGGGGCCGCGUGCGGGCGUAUUCAUCCUGUCGGAUCUGGACCAAUGGUGUGGUAUCAAAAGUUCGAGUACGCCAUCGGUCAUUGGCUGCAGAAGGCUACGGAACAUAUGAUCGGUUGUGUACUUUGUAGCCCGGGUUGUUUCUCUUUAUUCAGAGGUAAAGGCCUCAUGGACGACAAUGUAAUGCGCAAGUAUACCACCCGAUCGGACGAGGCUAGACAUUACGUCCAAUACGAUCAGGGCGAAGAUCGUUGGCUGUGUACCCUGUUGCUGCAAAGAGGCUACCGUGUCGAGUAUUCAGCUGCCUCCGAUGCGUACACACACUGUCCGGAAGGUUUCAACGAGUUCUACAACCAGCGUCGUCGCUGGGUUCCGUCCACCAUCGCCAACAUCAUGGAUCUGCUGAUGGACUACAGACGCACGAUUAAGAUCAACGAUAACAUUUCGCUACUGUACAUUUUCUACCAAAUGAUGUUGAUGGGUGGCACGAUCCUUGGUCCUGGUACGAUUUUCCUUAUGUUGGUGGGAGCAUUUGUCGCCGCAUUCAAAAUUGACAACUGGACGUCUUUCUACUACAACAUAAUACCCAUACUGCUGUUCAUGUUGAUCUGCUUUACAUGCAAAUCGAAUAUACAACUCCUACUGGCACAAGUUCUAUCAACGAUGUACGCGCUAAUUAUGAUGGCUGUGAUAGUCGGAACAGCAUUACAAUUAGGCGAGGAUGGAAUAGGAAGUCCUUCGGCAAUUUUCCUUAUAGCAAUGACGGGGUCAUUUUUCAUAGCAGCGUGUCUCCACCCGCAGGAAUUUUGGUGUAUUGCUUCCGGUUUGAUUUAUUUAUUGUCCAUUCCAUCCAUGUACUUGCUCUUAAUCCUGUACUCAAUCAUCAAUCUGAAUGUUGUCUCCUGGGGCACCCGUGAGGUAGUAGCCAAAAAGACUAAAAAGGAACUUGAACAGGAGAAAAAAGAUGCAGAGGAGGCGUCCAAACGGGUUAAGCAAAAAUCGCUUCUCGGUUUCCUUCAAGGAGGAGCUGAUUCCAACUCGGAUGAAGAAGGGUCAAUUGAAAUUUCAAUCGCUGGUUUAUUCCGUUGUUUGCUUUGCACCCAUGGCAAGACGACCGAUGAGAAGGCUCAGUUGAUUCAUAUAGCUGACGCUCUUGAUUCGAUCACUAAAAAGAUCGAAGUGCUGGAAAAGCAUAUCGAUCCGCAUGCCCAUCAUACUCGUAAGCGGACUGCAUCGGCUGGAUCGAAGGACCAUCAUCUGGGAUCAGUGGCAGAGGAUACGGAAGACGAGGACGAUCAUUCGGAUUCGGAAACAUCAACGUUGCAGAGAAAUGAAAGAGAUUUUCUCACCAACCCCUACUGGAUUGAAGAUCCGGAUCUGAAGAAGGGUGAAGUAGACUUUAUUUCCAGCACUGAGAUCCAAUUCUGGAAGGAUUUAAUAGACCAGUACCUGUAUCCAAUCGAUCAGAAUAAGGAAGAACAGGCACGUAUUGCACACGAUCUGAAGGAGCUGCGUGAUUCGUCCGUUUUCGGAUUCAUCAUGAUCAAUGCUCUCUUCGUACUGAUCGUUUUCUUGCUUCAGUUGAACAAGGACAACAUCCACGUCAAAUGGCCACUGGGUGUUAAAACCAAUAUUACCUAUGACGAAGCAACGCAAGAGGUUCACAUAUCGAAAGAGUAUCUGCAGCUAGAACCAAUCGGUUUGGUGUUUGUGUUCUUCUUUGCGUUGAUUCUCGUGAUCCAAUUCACCGCCAUGUUGUUCCAUCGUUUCGGCACACUGUCACAUAUCCUGGCCUCGACCGAACUCAACUGGGGUUGCAAUAAAAAGCCUGAGGAGCUUUCGCAAGAUGCUCUUAUAGAUAAGCACGCGGUAGAGAUCGUUAAGAAUCUCCAGAGGCUCCAAGGAAUAGAUGGAGACUACGACAACGAUUCCGGCAGCGGACCAGACAGGAUAGCACGGCGCCGAACGAUUCAAAAUCUGGAAAAAGCUCGCCAGCCACGGCGACAGAUCGGUACACUGGACGUGGCAUUCAAGAAACGUUUCCUCAAGUUGACGGCAGACGAAAACAACAGCGGUACUCCGAUCCUAACGCGAAGAAUGACGAUGCGCCGUGAAACAAUACGUGCGCUAGAGGUACGCAAGAACUCGGUGAUGGCCGAAAGACGAAAAUCUCAGAUGCAGACGCUAGGCGCCAACAACGAGUACGGAAUCACUGGAGUCAACACUUCCAGCAAUAACCCCCCAGCAAGACCCACGAGGACCUCUAACGCGGGAGUCAGCGUGAAAGACAUCUUCAACGUGAAUGGAGGCCCGGGUGGCGACAUUUACGGGGUUACGGGGCAGGUAAACCAAGCAUACGAACCUGUGAUUGAAGACGAUGAUCGCAACUCGCUCAGGCUGCAGCCUCGCAAUCAAGUCACGUGGAGCAGCAACAACGGACGGCUGUGACAGAACCGGAGCUCUUCCCUGUGCUUGUUUCCCCCCUUAGGGACGAAUGAAAUUGGUCGUCCUUCAAAACAAGCAAAUUCCGUGUUUAGCUAUAGGAAACAAUCGAAAGUGAUGAAACGUUGAUUUGCCGAACGUGUGACAAAUCUGUUAAUUUAUAGCCUAAUUCAACAGCAGAUACUCUAACUGUUUUAACUGCCGAUACUAUUUUUUUUGUAAAACACUUUACCACAACGAUUUGCGAUGCUGUCAAAUGAAAACUGCCAACUGAUAUACUCACAACGGUACACACUUGAGCAAAAAAUACUCAAUAGAAUAUACACUAACAUAGUCUUAAUUGACGAGAAACUACAUACACAUCGAAAUUUCUGCUGAAGUCCAAAUAUACUUCCAAAUCAAAUGUUGCAAACAUGAUUUCUAAACGCCUUUCUCAUAUUUAUUUGUUCAAGAAUAAAAACAAUUUUAGGCCCAACUCUACGUCGAAUAAUGUAAGCUCAAAAACAUUGCCGCAAAUAACCAAAUGAUUGUAAAUAUGCUUCACCCUAUCAUUCCUUGUGACCUUUUACGUUUCUGUGUUGUAGUUUUCUUCUUCUACGUAGAUCAAUGAGUUUAUAAUUUGAUGAGUUUAGGUCUUCAGCUCUUGCACCUCGAUGUAAAUCAUAAAUGAUACAAACUGGAAUGAACUUGAUAGACUUAUUAUAUAUAUUUUUUACAAUAAAA
Molecule: messenger RNA, 6046 nt
Organism: Topomyia yanbarensis
Lineage: Eukaryota; Metazoa; Arthropoda; Insecta; Diptera; Culicidae
Gene: kkv
Product: chitin synthase chs-2
Exons: 12
Coding region: 599-5329 (1576 amino acids)
Cellular component (GO): cell periphery; cell septum
Molecular function (GO): chitin synthase activity
Source: RefSeq, a predicted model, not a curated record